AUGGGUAAAAAGACCACUUCCAACCCUGAGGUAAAAAAGGUUAAAGCAGAUUGGGAUAUUAAUCCAACGUGGACAACUACUUUUUGUAACCUUUGUGUGGAACAAAUUCAAGCCGGGAAUAGAACAAAAGGUGCUAGCUUUAGUACCAAAGGUUGGUUCAAUUUGGUGACCAAAUCUUGUGAUGAGACUGGUAAAAACUAUGAUAAGGACCGAUUAAAAAGUAGGUGGGAUGUAUUAAAAGGUGAUUGGAGAGUGUGGGAACAAUUGAGGAAUCUUCACACAGGUUUAGGUUGGGAUGCAGUGAAGGGAACGAUUGUUGCUACUGAUGAUUGGUGGGACCUGAAGUUGAAGGAAUUACCCAAAACUAAAAAAUUUAUAAAGAAAGGUCCACAAAAUCUAGAACACCUUGAUAUAAUGUUUAGGAAUGUUGCAACAACUGGGGUAGCUGCAUGGACCCCUUCUUCAAAUACACUCCUUCCAACAAUGCCAAAAGAGGGUGCUAGUGAUUUAGAUGGUAGAUCCGAAUUUAAGGAUAACCAAUGUGACAUGAGUUUAGAUAUUGAUAGUUUGCAGCAAUGA
This is a messenger RNA of Quercus lobata, 579 nucleotides long. Its product is annotated as L10-interacting MYB domain-containing protein-like. NCBI's taxonomy places the organism in Eukaryota, Viridiplantae, Streptophyta, Magnoliopsida, Fagales, Fagaceae. The record is from RefSeq and is a predicted model, not a curated record. The coding region runs from base 1 to 579 and encodes 192 amino acids. The transcript is spliced from 2 exons.